Ananas comosus (pineapple) is the source of this 1502-nucleotide messenger RNA. Its product is annotated as endoglucanase 6-like. Gene Ontology annotation, molecular function: hydrolase activity, hydrolyzing O-glycosyl compounds. Gene Ontology annotation, biological process: carbohydrate metabolic process. Lineage: Eukaryota; Viridiplantae; Streptophyta; Magnoliopsida; Poales; Bromeliaceae. The record is from RefSeq and is a predicted model, not a curated record.
GGUGCAGAAAAUAACUUCCCCUUCCAUGCUCCCCUGCCCUUUUCUCUGGUCUCGACAUGUCACAUCGGGUCGGACCAGUCCGCUCAGCGGUCAAUACACCCGAUCCAACUCCUCGUUACCCGCGCGCAACGUUUGCCCAGCAAUUACUGCCACGUGUCCUCUCCCUACUAGCCAUCCUCACAUGGAAUCCUAUGCGGCUAUGCCCCUCCACUCUCUACCCGCACCAGCGACCGUUUUCCGCCUUCACACUCCAUGCCGUUACUGCCGCACCCUCACUCACUCUCUCUCUCCCCUUUAUUUAUUUGCACAAAGAAAGCGGUGUAGAGCGAGACAGUAAUAAAGAUAGAGAAAGAAGGGGGAAGAGAGAGAGAGAGAGAGAGAGAGAGUUACCUCGCUCUAAAGUCUAAACUAAACAUUCGCGCCAUUGCAUCGCCUCCUCCACCAUUCUCUCUCUCUCUCUCUCAUACGCUUUCUCUGGAAGCUUCGUUGGGUCAACAAUGGCGUCGCCGCCGCGGCCUCGUCCAGUGCUACUGCUGCUGCUCCUCCUCCUCGCCGUCGGAGCGGCGGCGCUCCGCCUCUCCGCAGCCGCGCACGAUUACGCCGACGCCCUCCACAAGAGCAUCCUCUUCUUCGAGGGCCAGCGCUCCGGCAAGCUCCCCGCCGACCAGCGCAUCUCCUGGCGCCGCGACUCCGCCCUCCGCGACGGCGCCGCCGACGGGGUGGAUCUAACGGGAGGGUACUACGACGCGGGGGACAACGUGAAGUUCGGGUUCCCGAUGGCGUUCACGACGACGCUGAUGGCGUGGGGCAUCAUCGACUUCGGGCGGAGCAUGGGGCCCCACCUGGCGGAGGCGACGCGCGCGGUGCGGUGGGCCACGGACUACCUCCUCAAGGCGACGGCGGUGCCCGGCGUGGUCUACGUCCAGGUCGGGGACGCGUCCCGCGACCACGCGUGCUGGGAGCGCCCCGAGGACAUGGACACCCCCCGCACCGUCUACAAGGUCGACCACGCCCACCCCGGCUCCGACGUCGCCGCAGAGACCGCCGCCGCCCUCGCCGCCGCCUCCAUCGUCUUCCGCUCCUCCGACCCCUACUCCCAGCGCCUCCUCGACCGCGCCGUCGCCGUCUUCGAGUUCGCGGAUACGCACCGGGGCGCGUACAGCUCGAGCUUGCACGACGCGGUGUGCCCGUUCUACUGCGAUUUCUCCGGAUAUCAGGACGAGCUGCUGUGGGGCGCGGCGUGGCUACACAAGGCGUCGAGGAAGCGGGAAUACCGAGAGUACAUCAAGCGGAACGAGGUCGUGUUGGGGGCGAGCGAGUGCAUUAAUGAGUUCGGCUGGGACAACAAGCACGCCGGUAUUAACGUCCUCAUCUCCAAGGAGGUUUUAAUGGGGAAGGACGAUUAUUUCCAAUUUUUUAGAGCGAACGCGGAGAACUUCAUCUGCACCCUUCUUCCGGGGAUAUCCAGUCACCCUCAGAUUCAGUAUUCGCCAGGUUUAUAA